Molecule: messenger RNA, 655 nt
Organism: Macadamia integrifolia
Lineage: Eukaryota; Viridiplantae; Streptophyta; Magnoliopsida; Proteales; Proteaceae
Product: gibberellin-regulated protein 5-like
Exons: 4
Coding region: 78-425 (115 amino acids)
Source: RefSeq, a predicted model, not a curated record
AAUUGGAUCCUCACUUCCACUUGGUAUUUGCUCACUCCUCACUUUCAAAGCUCUUAGCUUUCAAGUUAAAGUUAACAAUGGAGAGAUCUGUUCUUCCUCUUCUUCAUCUUGUUCUCCUCCUCUUCCUUUGCUUUGAAGGGAUUGCAGCUUUUGCAACCCUGGUCCAGCCAGAGUGGGAAUUUAAGACCAGUCUAGCUACUACAACAAAGCGUAAGCACAAGCACUCAGGUCUCACACAGGCAGAGUGCCCAAGUGCAUGCCAAUACAGGUGUUCAAAGACAUCCUACAAGAAGCCAUGCAUGUACUACUGCCAGAAGUGUUGUUACAAGUGUAGAUGUGUUCCCCCUGGCACUAGUGGUAACAAACAAGUUUGCCCUUGUUAUAACAACUGGAAGACCAAGAGAGGAGGCCCUAAAUGUCCUUAGAAGAAGUCACAAGAGCAGAUCUUCUCUAUUAACAUCAAGCCUACCUUAUUAUAAAGACCAAAGUAUCUUCCUUUACAUUUAAGGAAGAAUGAGUUCUACUUUCUUUGUUGUUGACGUAAUUUGUUCAAUCUUCGUAAGAGAUUAAGAUUGGAUAAAUAUGUUUCCUUAUUUUUAUUUAUAGAAUGUGUAAUGUUAAGCUUGAAUGCUCAUCUGACCAUCCGAUUAGUAGA